Molecule: messenger RNA, 2398 nt
Organism: Hevea brasiliensis (rubber tree)
Lineage: Eukaryota; Viridiplantae; Streptophyta; Magnoliopsida; Malpighiales; Euphorbiaceae
Product: mitogen-activated protein kinase kinase kinase NPK1
Exons: 18
Coding region: 138-2231 (697 amino acids)
Biological process (GO): protein phosphorylation
Molecular function (GO): protein kinase activity; ATP binding
Source: RefSeq, a predicted model, not a curated record
UCGUUAGUCACCACGUCCCCUUUUCCCUCUCCCUUCAAAUUUUCACUCCAACUUCUACUCCAACGUCUCUUUUUUUUUUUUUUCCUUCUCUUUCAAACCACACUUGGCCUCUCCAGACUCUAGCAACCAUCCAUCAAAUGCAAGACCUAUUUGGAUCGGUUCGCCGAUCCUUAGUUUUUAAAUCCACUACUGGAGAAGAUGGAGGAUUCAGUGGUUUAGUGGAGAAGAUUGGCUCCAGCAUUCGUAAUUCGCGAAUUGGUCUCUUCUCUAAGCCGCCACUUCUGCCGGCGCUUCGGCCUUGUAAGAAGGACGACACGCCGCCUAUCAGGUGGCGAAAAGGGGAGUUGAUUGGAUGUGGUGCUUUUGGUAGGGUUUAUAUGGGCAUGAAUCUCGAUUCUGGAGAGCUUCUCGCUGUUAAACAGGUUUUGAUUGCGGCCAAUAGUGCUUUGAAAGAGAAAACGCAGGCUUACACAUGGGAACUUGAGGAAGAAGUGAAACUUCUCAAGAAUCUUUCUCAUCCAAAUAUUGUUCGAUAUUUGGGAACUGCUAGAGAGGAUGACUCAUUAAACAUUCUGUUGGAAUUUGUUCCGGGUGGUUCCAUAUCAUCACUUCUGGGGAAAUUUGGAUCCUUCCCUGAGUCCGUUAUACGAAUGUAUGCAAAACAGCUAUUAGUGGGACUAGAAUACCUACAUAAGAAUGGAAUCAUGCACAGAGACAUCAAGGGGGCAAAUAUUCUGGUUGAUAAUAAGGGAUGCAUUAAACUUGCUGACUUUGGAGCGUCCAAGAAAGUAGUCGAACUGGCAACUAUAAAUGGAGCCAAGUCAAUGAAGGGUACUCCAUACUGGAUGGCUCCUGAAGUUAUUCUUCAGACUGGGCAUAGCUUCUCUGCUGAUAUAUGGAGCGUUGGAUGUACUGUGAUUGAGAUGGCUACAGGAAAACCUCCAUGGAGCCAGCAGUAUCAAGAGGUUGCUGCCCUCUUCCAUAUUGGGACAACUAAAUCUCAUCCUCCCAUUCCUGACCACCUUUCUGUUGAGGCAAAGGACUUUCUGUUAAGAUGUUUGCAGAAGGAGCCGAACUUAAGGCCUACUGCAUCAGACCUGUUGCAGCAUCCAUUUGUCAUUGGGGAGUAUAAGGAACCUCAUUUAAUAUUCCGCAAUUCCGUUAUGGAAUCUGGGAAUCUGAUAGCAACAACAGGGUUGAAUCUUAGGAACUCAUGGAGCACCAUGAAUCCUGUGUUUAGAGGGUCAACCUGUGCAGGCCUGAAGGAUGUUUGUGAAAUGGGUAGCAUAAGGUCCUCAACUGUAUAUCCUCAGAACAUGCCAGGAUCAGGAUCCUAUUGGGCUGAAGCCAAUUUUGAUGAUGAUAUGUGUCAGAUAGAUGAUAAAGAUGAUUUUGUGAUAGAUGAUAAAGAUGAUUUUGCGGUUAGUGCAUCAGCUAGGUUCAAUUCUGCAUUUGCAUCUGCUGAUUUGAGCAAGAGCUUUAAUCCUAUGAGUGAACCUAUUGAUGGCUGGCCUUGCAAGUUCGAUGAAAGUCCAGAAUCAAAUAGAGGUGGAAUUAACUUCUCUUCUAAUCAGUCAAUCCAUGACAUUGCUGUCAGCCCUGUAGAAUCUGGUAAAACAGAGAAUGACUUCACAUUUCCAUGUGGACCAGUAGCAACUGAGGAUGAUGAUGAAGUUACAGAAUCAAAAAUUAGGGCCUUUUUGGAUGAGAAGGCUUUAGAUUUGAAGAAGCUGCAAACACCUCUAUACGAAGAGUUCUACAAUACGUUGAAUGCAGUGGGUCUUCCAAGCACUGUUGGAACUGCAAAUAAUGAAAAUAUUGCAAAUUUACCCAACUUAACUCCUAAAAGCAAGUCGCCUAGACAGUUACCAAGAAGAAGACUCUCUGCAGUUGAUGCCACCAACUCAGCUAGUCCUGGUCGUGCCAACAAUAAAGUAUCAGUUGGGAGUAGCAUUCAUAAACGAGCAUUGCAGGAGAUUCAGCAGGAGAUUCAGCAGCCUCAAGUUAAUGAGUGGAAAGAUCUCCUUCUUGAUUCCCAGCAGGAAACAAUUACUCCUAGUGCAAGAUUUUCUGAGAGGCAAAGAAAAUGGAAAGAAGAGCUCGAUGAAGAGCUUGAAAGAAAACGAGAGAUGAUGCGCCAGGCAGGAAUAGGUGGGAAGACAUCAUCUCCAAAGGAUCGGAUUCUGACUCAGCAAAGAGAUCGGUUACGAUUUGUGUUCCCUGGCAAAUAAAUAUACGUGUCUCCCGUGUCCUGAAUAGCUUGCUGGAAAAAUUACGAUUUUCCGGUGAGAUUUUAUUGCAUGUGAUCGUAUCUGGUGAAAAUGGUGUCGAACAAAUAUAUAUACAUGUAUAUACAUUGAUUUAAACCAGGGGCAAUGUAAAAAAGUUUUGACAUUCA